Molecule: messenger RNA, 1942 nt
Organism: Echinops telfairi (small Madagascar hedgehog)
Lineage: Eukaryota; Metazoa; Chordata; Mammalia; Afrosoricida; Tenrecidae
Gene: DDO
Product: D-aspartate oxidase
Exons: 5
Coding region: 89-1114 (341 amino acids)
Molecular function (GO): D-amino-acid oxidase activity; FAD binding
Source: RefSeq, a predicted model, not a curated record
GGGCAUUAGACCAAGCACUCACUGGGAAACCAGUGCUGGUGCCAGCGGCUACUGUGGGUUCCCAGGCUGCUUUUUCUGAGACAGGCCCAUGGACACGGUGCGGAUCGCAGUGGUCGGGGCUGGUGUGAUCGGGCUCUCCACUGCCCUGUGCAUUUCCAAUCGCGUCCCAAGGAGCUCCAUCACAGUGCUGUCAGACAAGUUCACUCCUGACACCACUAGCGACGUCGCAGCCGGAAUGCUGAUUCCCCACCAGUAUGCAGACACAGCCGUUCACAAGCAGAAGCAAUGGUUUAGAGAGACCUUUGAUCACCUGUUCGCCAUUGCCAAUUCUGCAGAUGCUAGAGACGCUGGCGUUCACCUGGUGUCUGGUUGGCAGAUAUUUCGAACCCUUCCUAUUGAAGAAGUGCCGUUUUGGGCGGACGUGGUCCUGGGAUUCCGAGAGAUGACUGAGGCUGAGCUGAAGAAAUUCCCGCAGCACGUGUUUGGCCAGGCUUUCACCACCCUGAAAUGUGAAGGCCCCACCUACCUCCCCUGGAUGGAGAAAAGAAUAAAAGCGAGUGGAGGCCUGAUGCUCACGCGGCGAGUAGAAGACCUGUGGGAGCUCCAGCCCUCCUUUGACAUCGUGGUCAACUGCUCAGGCCUUGGAAGCAGAGAGCUUGUGGGAGACUCACAGAUUCUCCCUGUGCGGGGCCAAGUGCUCAAAGUUCAGGCCCCAUGGGUGAAGCAUUUUAUCCGAGCUGAGAGUGGGCUGACCUACAUUUACCCGGGCGCAUCCAAUGUAACCCUGGGUGGAACUAGGCAAGAGGGAGACUGGGAGCUCUCCCCAGACCCAGGAACUAGCAGGGAGAUCUUUUCCCGGUGUUGUGCUCUUGAGCCCUCCCUGCGUGGAGCCUAUGACGUAAAGGAGAAGGUUGGCUUGAGGCCGUCUAGGCCAGGUGUGCAGCUGCAGAAAGAGCUCCUAGUCCAAGAUGGCAGGAGGCUGCCUGUUGUCCACCACUACGGCCACGGGAGCGGGGGCUUCUCUGUGCACUGGGGCACGGCUCUGGAGGCCACCCAGUUGGUGAGUGAGUGGGUCCAAGCCCUGAGGACCCCUGCCCCCACAGCAAAACUGUAGGUGGCAUGACGUGACAGACAGCAGAUGGUUCCAGAGACUAUGGGUCAAAAUACAAUUUCAUCUCUGGAACAGGUUCAAUAACAUUUCUAUUGCACAAACAUUCAAUUAGACAUGUUUUCAAAAUCAGCAAGGAUGCAAUAUGUAUUAGUAGACUUCGAAAAUCCAGUACUAAUGAUUCAGGCACAAGGCUCUGUUUUUGUUAAAACCACUUGUCAUAUAAAGGAAGAUUUUUUUUAGAUUGAGUGUAUGUUCGUAGACCCAUGCUGAUUUACAUAGGUGAUGCCAGCUGUCAGCAUUUUGGCUCAUAAAUUAUCAGGAGAUAAUGAAUAGGAAACAUUUAAAUCCCCAUCACCUAGGAUCUUCUUCAGUUGUAGCCAAGUGAGCAUCAUAAUCCUUCUAAAGAAAACUGCGUGGCCAUCACUCAAUACAAGCUCAUUAUAUUUAAUUGAAGGCUAAGCACACUUCCUGCUAAUACUAAUGGUAGCCUCCCCUCCGCUCAGCUAGUCAUGGUGGAAGAAGAUGAGCAUGAAGUCGCUUAAGGAUGUGGCGUCAGCUCAGUAGCUUCCGGGGGUUAAUCACUCAAGAGCGGUUCAUGCCAUCCUCACUAAUGACUAAGCAUAUUUGAAAAUUGAACAUCGUGUGCAGCCAAAGAGCUAAUUUGCUAAUUAAAAUGGAACAAUCCUUCCCAAAGAAAUAAAAACAGAGAACUCUGUGCCAGCUGUUAACAAGUAGCACGGAAGAAGAGGGCAACGGCCCCAUGAUCGAUGAGUUUGGGAAUUGUUGAAUUCUUGACAUGUCUUUGGCUUGGGUAAAAACCAGUUAAACCAA